Molecule: messenger RNA, 419 nt
Organism: Hermetia illucens (black soldier fly)
Lineage: Eukaryota; Metazoa; Arthropoda; Insecta; Diptera; Stratiomyidae
Product: endocuticle structural protein SgAbd-6-like
Exons: 2
Coding region: 58-375 (105 amino acids)
Cellular component (GO): chitin-based extracellular matrix
Molecular function (GO): structural constituent of chitin-based larval cuticle
Source: RefSeq, a predicted model, not a curated record
ACUUAACUUCAUUAGUUACUUACUGACUACGGCCAAAUUAACUUUAACCGAUCCAACAUGAAGUUCAUUAUCGUUUUCGCUGCUAUUGCCGCCGUCGCCUUGGCUGCUCCUGUCGAUGAUUCAAAGAAUGCCCAUAUCAUCCGGUACGACAGCGACAAUAUCGGAACAGAUGGAUACAGUUUUGCUUACGAAACCAGCGACGGAACUUCCCGACAAGAACAGGCUCAACUGAAGAACAUUGGAUCAGAGAACGAAGCCCUCGUUGUACGUGGAUCAAUCAGCUGGAUUGGAGCCGAUGGCCAGCAAUACACCCUCAACUACAUUGCUGAUGAAAAUGGAUUCCAACCAGAAGGAGCUCAUUUGCCACGUGCUUAAUUUGCCGCUAGUCAUUUUUUUAGAAAUAUAAAUUAUCAAAAAUA